This is a messenger RNA of Phyllostomus discolor (pale spear-nosed bat), 3543 nucleotides long. RefSeq names its product EvC ciliary complex subunit 1 (gene EVC). The transcript is spliced from 21 exons. Gene Ontology annotation, biological process: smoothened signaling pathway. Lineage: Eukaryota; Metazoa; Chordata; Mammalia; Chiroptera; Phyllostomidae. Bases 338 to 3319 code for a protein of 993 amino acids. The record is from RefSeq and is a predicted model, not a curated record.
GCAAGGAUCCUCCGAAAAGUUCUGCUCGCUGAAACGCGCGCCUCCCGCCGGGCAUGCUCAGUGCAAAGGCCAGGCUGGGGCGGGGGUGGCUCAAAGUUUUGGGCGGAAGAUCCAGGCUCCUCCCUCCGGCUCGGGGAGAGCGGAGACCCGGGAGAGGCAAGGAAGGGAAGAGACCGCACAAGCCGGAGAGUCGUCAGCGGAGCGCGCUGCGCCCCUGGCCUGCCUGGGCUCCGGGUCCUGCGUCGCAGACCUGGGAGGGACGGCGCUCAGGGCCGCUGGCCGAGGCGGUGGGAGGCGGCGGACGGGAUGCGGCCGGGCCGCGGCCUGAGCGACCCCGAUGGCCCGCGGAGGAGAGGCCUGCGGGAGCGAGGCGCGGCUGCUGCUGGGCCGGGAAGCUGUGCGGCCGGUGCCCGCGCUGCUGGUCCCCGCGGUGCUGCUGGGCGCCGCGCUCGGCCUGGGCCUCGGCCUCUGGCUCGGCUGCCGCGCCAUCCGCCGGCGGCCAAGACAACAGGUGGACAACCCUCGAAGUCUGCUCAAGAACCUGGAGCCUAACGCAGAGGCCUCCUUGGAAACCGGCUCCCUGGCCAGGAGGAGGAGGAGAGGAGCUCGGACCUUGAAGGAGGCGGAGGCUCUGGACGAGCACGAGCCGUCUGUCAACAGCAAUGUCACAGCGUUCGCCCUGAAGGCCAGAGUCGUCUAUCCCAUCAACCAGAAGUUCCGGCCGCUGGCCGACGGCUCCUCCAACCCAUCCCUGCACGAGAACGGGAAGCAGGCGGCCCUGCCCAACCAGCCGGCGGAGGCGUCCCCGAGCAGCAGCCUGGGCAGCCUGAGCCCGGCCGAGAAGGACGGUGACCGCAGCUCCUCGUCCAGCCUGCGCUCGGCCGCCAGCGACGACCGCUUCCUUGGCCGGGCCUUCCUCCGGGCGGACAGCUUCCCCGAGCUGCUGGCCUGUGAGAGCGCCGACCUUGACCUGUGCAUCUAUAACCUUCACCUGAAAGAUCUGCUGGAGCUAGACACGGCGCUGAGGCAGGACAGGCACGUGAUGUUUAUUCAGGUCUUAAAAAUGUGCCUGCUGGACAUUUUUCCGAAAAAGAAGUCGGACGAUGAGUUCUACCAGAAGAUUCUUUCAAAACAAGAAAAUGAGCUGCGGGAGCUGGAAAGGGGGCUGCGGGUCAGACUAUCGGACACGGAGGUGCUGGGCUCCGGCGACCCCGAGUUCGUGACCCUGGCGGCCGUGGAGAAGAAGGAGCGCGAGCACGCGGAGCAGCUGAUGGACAACAUGGAAGCUUUCUGGAAACAGAUGGAAAACAUCCAGCACUUGCUCGUGGACCAGUUUAAGUGUUCCAGCUCCAAAGCCCGACAGCUCGAGACGAGUCUGACAGAGAGAAUGAUCGCAGCGGAGGGGUGGCUGCGGGACUCCCAGGACCUGCAGGCUCUGGACAUCCUGGAGCGGACGAUGGGGCGGGCGCACAUGGCCAAGGCGAUCGAGUCCCUGAGGCAGCAGGUCCAGGAGGAGACCAAGUGCCGGCUGGCCGCCAUCUCCCGCAGCCUGGACGGGCUGACCGUCGAGGGGAGACUGUCGGGGGGGCAGAAGGAGGAGCUGCUGACCCAGCAGCACAAGGCCUUCUGGGAGGAGGCGGAGCGCUUCGGCUCGGAGUUUGUCCGGCGAGGCAAAGAGCUGGUCCAGGCGUCGCGGGUUCGCCAGGCGGAGGGGACGGCCGCGUUGAUGCUGGCCCAGGAGGAGGAGCGGAAGAACUUCCUGGCAGAGGCGCCGCUGACCGCUGACCCCGACGGGCUCCUGCAGGCUUUCCACGAGGUCCUGGAGCGGCAGCGGCUGACACGCAGCGACCUGGAGGAAGAGGACGACCUCAGAACCACCGAGGCCAUGGCUGCACUCUGCCAGGAGCUGUUCCGCGGCACCGUGGCGGCGUUCCAGGCGUUCGUGGACACCCUGUUCCUGCAGACGCUCCCGGGCCUGACCCGCCUCUCCCGCGAAGAGUGCGGGCGCCUGAGCCAGGAGGCCCAGCAGGACGCCGCCCUGCGGCUGGGCCGGUCCGACCGCUUCCGGAAGCAGCAGUGGGAGCUGUUCCAAGGUCUCCUGGAGCAAGAGGAGCAGGUGUGGAUGGAGGAGCUCGCCCUGGCCGCGGUGCUGCAGACCCACCUGCGGGACGAGCAGGACAGCGUCACCCGCCAUGUGCUGGGCCGGCUCGGGGGCCUCAGUGAAGAGUCCACGCAGUGGCUCCUGCAGGAGCACGACCUGCUGCUGCGCUCGGCCCUGCGGAGGCUGGCGCUCCGCGGCCACGCCGUGGCCGCCCUGACCCAGAUGCGGCUGUCGGGGAAGAAGAGCCUCCUGCAGGAGCUGCGCGAGCAGCGCGCCCUGGAGCAGGGCUCCGCCCACUGUCUGGACGAGCACCAAUGGCAGCUGCUCAGAGCCCUGGAGGCACGUGUGCGGGAGGAGACCGGCAGGCUGCAGGAGGAGGCGCAGCGGACGCGGCUGCAGCUCCAGCAGCAGCUGCUGGCAGAGGCCCAGGAGGUGGGGCGGCUGCUGCAGCAGCGCAUGGAGCACGCCAUCGGGCAGGCGCUGCUGGGCCACGCGCGGACCGUGGCCACCAAGAGCCGGGCCAAGGACCGGGAGGACUUCAAGAGGACGCUGCUGGAGGCGGCCGUGGAGAGCGUCUACGUGACCAGCACGGGCGUGGCGCGGCUGGUGCGGCCCUACUACCAGCAGGUGGGCAGGGUCGUGCGGGACCACGAGGAGCGCAAGCUGGAGCAGCUGAGGGCCCUGCAGGGGGAGAGGACGGAGAGCUACCGGCUGCGGAAGAAGCAAGAACUCGGUGACCCUUCGCUGGGGGACCAGGUGGCAGGGGGGGCCCGUGAAGCACCCCCAGGCAUCCACCAGAGGAUGCGGGCGCAGCAGCACAGGUUCCUGGCCCAGUUCACCGCGCACCAGCGCCUGCGCCUGGAGACGUGGCAGCGGAGGGCCGGCGUCCUGGACCACCUGGAGGGGCAGCUGGAGGCCCAGCUGCAGGACGCCGAGCAGGGCUUCCUGUCCGGGCUGGCGGCCUUGGCCCACGUGCCCCUCACUGAGAGCAAGCCAUCGUCCAGUAAGCGCGGGCUGCCAGAGAAGCCCGUGAGGACCAAGAGGAAGAAGCCCCCGCCACGGGAGAGAGGGGACCCUGGGGCGCCCAGCAACGACGACCCUGCUGCAUCUGGGGAACACCCUGCAGCAUCGCUCAGCAAACGGCUGAGCCAGCAGGAGAGCGACCCUGGUGACGGCGAGAAUGCAAAGAGGAUGCUGAAGAGGAGGAGCAACCUGUAGUCGAAGGCCUCUCGUUGGGGGCCAAACAGAAGCCCUGAUCGGAGGGCACAGCCCCCCCCUCCACCCCCGUGAGGGGGGCCCACCCACCUGGGGACGGACGGGCAGGACCUCCCUGUGAUCAUGGGCUUGUCGUGAGGGGCAGAGGUCGGACGUUCGGGCACCCAAGAAAGUUCGAGGGAGUGUGGCAGACCCCCCGCCCGCGACGGUCAGACACCCCCGUGCCA